AUGACGACGAACAACAUUGAAGCACUCGACGACGAACAUCAUCACAAUUUAAUCGAAAAUGAGCAUCAAGAUUCACUGAUAACAUAUCUCAAUAAUACACCAAGUGUUGAAGAUGAGACAAUACCAUCAUUUGAAUGGCUUUUUGAAACAUUCAAGAAGUCAAUGAAAGGUAAAUGUCCAAUAACUAUAUUCAGCGACCAAGAUGCUGCAAUUGCAGGAGCAAUAAAAAAGGCUUUCCCAACCUCAAGACACAGGCUAUGUUUAUGGCAUUUGAGUCAAAAUGCAAAUCAACAAUUUGGAUUGAUGAAAGCUGAUAAGGAAUUCAAGAACAUUUUUCACAAGUGUCUCAGUGGUUGCAUUACAACAACAGAAUUUGAACAAACUUGGAGCACAAUGACAACAAAAUACAAACUAGAAGAUGAUCGCUGGUUCAACAGAUUGUAUAGUUUGAAAGAAAAAUGGUGUACAACAUUUAGCAAAGACUUCUUCUCUGCUGGAAUACUAUCUUCACAGAGAAGUGAAAGCGCAAACCAUGCUAUUGGGUUUAAGGCAAGCAAAACCACUAGCUUAAGUGACUUCUUUUCAAUAUUCCAACAGACAGUAAUAAGGUGGAGAAGACAGGAAGAAAGGGAUGAUUUUGACUGUACAAAAGGAAUACCAAAAUCAGAUCUCUGCAUGAGUCCACUAUUAAAACAUGCUGCUUUAGUGUACACACAUACUCUUUUCAGAGAUUUUGAGGAUAAAUUCAAACAUGCAAUGGCAAGUGCAAUUGAACUAGUUGGUACACAAGGGAACACUCUGACAUACAGAGUUUUCCUCAAUGGCAUUGAUGGUUCUUCUCGAUCAACAAGUCUCAUUCAAUUACCCAGAGAUGACAAUUGA
Messenger RNA from Beta vulgaris subsp. vulgaris (sugar beet), 882 nucleotides. RefSeq names its product protein FAR1-RELATED SEQUENCE 5-like. The record is from RefSeq and is a predicted model, not a curated record. Lineage: Eukaryota; Viridiplantae; Streptophyta; Magnoliopsida; Caryophyllales; Amaranthaceae. The transcript has 3 exons. The coding region runs from base 1 to 882 and encodes 293 amino acids. Gene Ontology annotation, biological process: regulation of DNA-templated transcription.